AUCGCCCAUGCCGUGACCAGGAUCGGUUGAGCAACACGGUUGCAGUGUGAUGGGGUCGGGGCCGGGGUUGACGCUUUGACAGCCGUAAUAAAGGAGAUAGAGAGAAAUAGAGCAGGCGAGCUCCAGCAUACUGCAAACCAUGUUCGCCAAAGGGAAAGGCGCCGCCGUGCCCUCGGACGGGCAAGCUCGGGAAAAACUAGCUUUAUAUGUAUACGAAUAUUUGCUUCACGUAGGGGCGCAGAAGUCGGCACAGACAUUUUUAUCAGAGAUACGAUGGGAGAAAAACAUCACGUUAGGGGAGCCCCCGGGAUUUCUGCAUUCGUGGUGGUGCGUUUUUUGGGACCUAUACUGUGCAGCGCCGGAGAGACGAGAGACAUGUGAACACUCGAGUGAAGCGAAAGCCUUCCACGAUUAUAGUGCCGCCGCAGCCCCCAGCCCAGUGCUGGGAAACAUUCCCCCCAGCGAUGGCAUGCCCGGCGGACCCAUCCCCCCAGGAUUCUUUCAGGGCCCCCCUGGCUCCCAGCCCUCCCCCCACGCUCAGCCUCCACCUCACAACCCUAACAACAUGAUGGGGCCCCACAGCCAGCCUUUCAUGUCUCCACGGUACGCGGGCGGCCCACGACCCCCCAUCAGAAUGGGAAACCAGCCUCCUGGGGGGGUCCCGGGGGGCCAGCCCCUGCUGCCCAACACAAUGGACCAUGCACGGCAACAAGGGCACCCCAACUUAGGAGGACCAAUGCAAAGAAUGAACCCCCCGCGAGGGAUGGGCCCCAUGGGACCGGGACCCCAGUCUGAUCCUUGGUUAUCAUUGCAGAACUAUGGCGGCGGAAUGAGACCUCCACCCAACUCAAUAGGGCCCGGCAUGCCUGGGAUGACCAUGGGCCCUGGGGCUGGUCGUCCAUGGCCCAACCCCAACAAUGCUAACUCGAUCCCCUAUUCAUCGUCCUCUCCUGGCACAUAUGUGGGUCCACCUGGAGGAGGAGGCCCCCCUGGCACACCCAUCAUGCCCAGUCCAGCAGAUUCUACUAACUCCAGUGACAACCUCUACACAAUGAUCAACACUGUACCACCGGGAGGCAACAGAUCAAACUUUCCCAUGGGCCCUGGCUCUGACGGCCCCAUGGGGGGUAUGGGCGGGAUGGAGCCACACCACAUGAACGGGUCGUUAGGGUCAGGGGACAUAGACGGACUUCCCAAGAAUUCUCCCAACAACUUAAGUGGCAUUAGUAAUCCACCCGGGACCCCACGGGACGACGGGGAACUUGGGGGUAACUUCCUGCACUCCUUCCAGAACGAGAACUACUCCCCUACCAUGACGAUGAGUGUGUGAUUCCUCCCCCUCCCCCACCCAGGACAAGACUCACUCAGACGUACUCCGCAAGAUUCAAGAGCGUAUGCAAGAAGCUGCCAAACACUUCGGCAAGGACCCGGGGAGACAGCCUGAGUUUACUUUCAUGCAAUAAUACGAUGAAGCUGAUGGUAGUGCUGAAGAUGACGGUGGUGGUGGCGCUGGAUUGUGAUGAGAUGGACAGCAAUGAAAUUCAAAUGGCUGGACUUUUUAUGUUCCAGUUAAAAGAAAAAAAAAUGAGUACAUAAAAAAACAAAUAAAAACGUUAAGGAAAUUCCCUGAAACUCCCCCUCCCUCUGGCCACCCAAGACAUUACAAAACCAGCUUCUGGAAGGAUUGGAUACAUACAUGAUGCAUUUCCUAUUUUGGUUCAGUAAUUUGUGUUUUUUUUUUAUCCUGUGAUUUGAAAAGAAAGAAAAUGGAAAAAAUAAAUUUUAAAAAUGUGAAGUUGACUUUGCUUUCACCCUCAAACUUUGGUGGGGCUCCCCACAUUUGGAUGCUAGAAUAGCAGAAUGGCAGAAAACAAUCAGUUUCAUUUAAACUGGAAUCUGAACAGCAUAUACACACACUGUGGACUCGAUUUCAUUUAAAGAUGUACUGUACAGCAAAUUUUUCACAUUUUUCCCCCACAAAUGAUGCUGUCAUCAAGCUACAGUGUCACAACUUUUCAACCCUGUUUUUUUUUUCUCCAUGGAACUCUUAGAAAAUGCCUUGGACGUGGUGAAAGUUUGUAUUACUUUUUAAGCGCUGUUUUAAGCUAAACUGACACAUCAUUUGGUUUGGACCCAAUGUGGGAGAAGUCUGCUUCAAAAGGCUUUGCUUUUGUUAAGUGUAAGUGGAUUUUUUUCCGUUUUUGUUUUGUGCAUCUCCUCAAGACGUGGACUCUUUUUGUGACUUGCCCGCAAGACUAAAUUCACUUCGGCGAAAAUAAGGGAUCCGUAGGUAAGGACAAAGAGAUGGAGAAGGACUCGUUUCAUACAAACAAACCGCACUGCUCAGUGUACCUCAAAGAUGCAUUCAAGGAAUUUCAAGGAAUCAAUGACAGUUCUGUAUUGACCCGGUGCGUUAAAAUGUUAUACGACAAGCUUGGUAAGGAAGAUAGGAAGAACGUGUUUAUUUCCGCGCUGCGUUUCGUGUCCCCUUUUUUUAUUAUUUAAAAAAUGUUUCCGACUGCUAUUCCGCAGGGGCGCUGUGUUUGCAAAUAACGGCGGGUCUUUGGUCAGUGUGUGGCAAGGAAGGCGCGGGAAAAUGACGCAUACACCGUCGCGCCAUCGCCUCGCGCGAAAACCGAGGUCUAUGUACAGCACACUACCUGUAGAUGGACUUUUGUAAAAGCCCACUUCUAUUGAAAAGUGUAUCAUGUAAUGUAUAAAAUAUUACCUGCCUGGGCAUAACUUUGUGCUGGUUAUUGAACAUUGUAGCUGUUUCAGUGUUUCUUACCUUGUAGUCUGGUUAUAAUGAGAGAAAAAAAGUAAUUAUACACUGUAGUUUGUGUUCAAUAUUUGUUUAAUGUUUAUCAAGGAAUGUUAUUUUUUCCACCUUCCUGCAAUUACCUUCCCCAUUUUAAUUUUUUUAUGUAACGUUUGAUGCAGAUUUGUAUCAAUUUCUUUCUGCACUUACAAGUAUGUCAUACUUUUAGAACAGUGAACUAUUUAAAUAUAUUUUAUGGGUCUGCUAUAAUUGUGCAGACCUGUGGCUUAUAGUAGGUUUCCAAAAGUAUGGCAGUCUUUGUAAGUGCAGAAAGAAUAGAUAAUGCAAGAAUUUGUUUUAGUUGUAUUGCUGUAAAUGUUUGGUCCUCUGGAUGAAUUGUUUUCCCUUAUUUUACUCUUAAAGCAAUGGGGGGAGAAAAAGGAUCAUUUAGAACCAUAAUUUCUACAAUAACUAAAUUAUUUUUCUUCCUGAGUAUGGUAUGGAAUAUGAACGAUCCCGUUGUUUUUUCCCCACCCCCUCUCCAUACUGUAAUAAAUAUUAACAUGGAAAUGGA
Molecule: messenger RNA, 3332 nt
Organism: Anguilla anguilla (European eel)
Lineage: Eukaryota; Metazoa; Chordata; Actinopteri; Anguilliformes; Anguillidae
Gene: ssbp3a
Product: single stranded DNA binding protein 3a
Exons: 18
Coding region: 140-1330 (396 amino acids)
Biological process (GO): positive regulation of transcription by RNA polymerase II
Cellular component (GO): nucleus
Molecular function (GO): single-stranded DNA binding; protein binding
Source: RefSeq, a predicted model, not a curated record